Molecule: messenger RNA, 5106 nt
Organism: Lethenteron reissneri (Far Eastern brook lamprey)
Lineage: Eukaryota; Metazoa; Chordata; Hyperoartia; Petromyzontiformes; Petromyzontidae
Product: cytoplasmic aconitate hydratase-like
Source: RefSeq, a predicted model, not a curated record
UGUGGGCGUGGCUCGUAGGAGGAGGGCCCCGAGGCCUCGCUCUAGAAUCGGAAGCGCUUCGUGCGGCUCCAGUGCGAGGCGAUGGCGGCGGCGGAGGGUGAGACGGUCGCAGAAAAUCCAUAUCUGCACUUGGUGGAACCUCUACAUGAAGACAACCCAGACCACAAAUUCUUUAACCUCCUAAAGUUGAAUGAUCCCCGAUACGAGAGAUUACCUUUCUGCAUUCGCAUCCUGCUGGAGUCCACGAUCCGGCACUGUGAUGGCUUCCACAUUCGCCCAGUCGAUGUUGAGAACAUCCUGGACUGGAGAGAAACAGGGACAUGUAAAUUGGAGGUCCCAUUUCGCCCAGCACGUGUCAUCUUGCAGGAUUUCACUGGCAUCCCCGCGGUGGUGGACUUUGCGGCGAUGCGAGACGCCGUACAGCGUCUGGGCGGAGAUCCCAGCCGAGUGAACCCCACGUGCCCAGCCGACCUGGUCAUUGACCACUCGGUGCAGGUGGACGUGAGCCGCAACGCCCCCCCGAUUGCCGCUAGCCCAGCUUCGUGGGCGCCCGCCACAACAGCAGCGGGCUGUGCGGACUGCAGCGCUCUGUGUCAGAAAAUGAGGCACAAAGACCCGAGCCCAGCCAGCCUGCCCGGCCACGUAGACAGCAGCUCACUCUGCCCCUUCCACUUACAGCCGCUGCCAGGGCCUGACAGCCUGCAGAAAAACCAAGAGCUGGAAUUUGAAAGAAACAAAGAGAGGUUCCAGUUCCUUAAGUGGGGGUCUCACACGUUCAAGAACAUGCUGGUGGUGCCCCCGGGCACGGGCAUCGUUCACCAGGUGAACUUGGAGUACCUGGCCCGACUCGUCUUCUUGCUCGAUGGGCUCUACUACCCCGACAGCCUGGUUGGCACCGACUCCCACACUACCAUGAUCAACGGCCUUGGCAUCCUUGGCUGGGGUGUGGGUGGCAUCGAGGCUGAGUCUGUGAUGCUGGGCCAGCCGAUCAGCCUCAUGCUGCCAGAGGUGGUUGGAUACAAACUAACAGGACGGGUCAGCCCUCUUGCCACCUCCACCGAUGUGGUGCUCACCAUCACAAAGCACCUGCGACAGGUUGGGGUGGUGAGCAAGUUUGUGGAGUUCUUCGGGCCAGGAGUGGUGCAGCUGUCUAUCGCCGACCGCGCCACCAUCGCCAACAUGUGCCCCGAGUACGGAGCCACGGCCGCCUUCUUCCCUUUUGACACCGUCGGCAUGAUGUACCUUCAGCAGACCGGUCGAGAAGAGGCCAAAAUGAAAUAUGUCGAGGACUACCUAAAGGCUGUCAAACUCUUCAGGGACUACAGCGAUACGUCGCAGGAUCCCGACUACUCUCAGGUGGUGGAGCUAGACCUAGCGUCGGUCGUGCCAUCGGUGAGCGGCCCGAAGCGACCCCAGGACCGCGUCGCCGUGGAAGACAUGAAAACAGACUUCCAAUGCUGUCUCAACCAGAAGGUUGGCUUCAAGGGAUUCCAGGUGCCUCCCGAGAGGCAGAGGGACGUGUGCCCGUUCCGGUUCGAGGAAGACGUGGAGCAGGCCGAGUACGAGCUCGCGCACGGCUCCGUGGUCAUCGCCGCCAUCACCAGCUGUACCAACACGAGCAACCCGUCGGUCAUGCUUGCAGCUGGGUUGCUGGCAAAAAAGGCAGUGGAAGCAGGCCUGAGCGUGAAGCCGUACAUCAAGACCAGCCUGUCCCCGGGCAGCGGCGUGGUCACCUACUACCUCAAUGCCAGCGGCGUGCUGCCCUACAUGGAGAAGCUCGGGUUUGAAGUUGUUGGCUACGGGUGCAUGACUUGCGUCGGGAACAGCGGGCCUCUACCGGAUUCUGUUGUUCAGGCCAUCUCUCAGGCGAACCUGGUGGCGUGCGGCGUGCUGUCGGGAAACCGCAACUUCGAAGGACGCAUCCAUCCGUCUGCCCGUGCCAACUACCUGGCCUCUCCGCCCCUAGUCAUCGCUUACGCCAUCGCUGGCACCGUCAGCAUUGAUCUCAAGUCUGAGCCGCUUGGUGUGAAUGCCGAGGGGAAGGAGGUGUUCCUACAAGACAUAUGGCCCACCCGGGAGGAGAUCCAGGAAGUUGAAAGGCAGUUUGUCAUCCCGUCCAUGUUCCGUGAAGUCUACGACAAGCUGGAGAAAGGGAAUGAUCGCUGGAACUCGCUGCCGUACCCAGACAUGACACUGUAUCCCUGGGACACAAAGUCUACCUUCAUUAAGAGUCCGUCUUUCUUUGAGAAGCUGUCGUUGGAGCCCAAGCCGGUGGAGACAAUUGUAGAAGCACACGUGCUUCUGUUCCUGGGAGACUCCAUUACCACGGACCACAUAUCUCCGGCUGGCAGCAUUCCCCGCAACAGCCCUGCUGCCCGCUUCCUUGCCAACCUUGGGAUGACUCCACGAGAGUUCAACUCGUAUGGUGCUCGACGGGGCAACGAUGCCGUAAUGACAAGAGGGACGUUCGCCAAUGCCCGCCUCUUAAACAAGCUCGUUGGAAAGCCGGGACCCAAGACACUGCACGUGCCUUCAGGCGACACGCUGGACAUCUACGAUGCAGCCGAGCGCUACCAGCAGCAUGGGCAACCGCUCGUCAUCCUGGCGGGAAAGGACUACGGGUCGGGCAGCUCCCGAGACUGGGCAGCCAAAGGGCCUUACCUCCUGGGCGUGAGAGCUGUACUUGCCGAGAGCUACGACCGCGUGCACAGGAGCAACCUGGUGGGGGUCGGCAUAGUGCCGCUGCAGUUCAUGCCCGAGCAGAACGCCCAGAGCCUUGGCCUGACAGGCCGCGAGAAGUUCACCAUUCUCAUUCCGGAGAGGCCCAUGCCGGGGAUGGCGAUUGAUGUGCAGCUGAGCACAGGGAAAACGUUCCAAGCCAUCAUGCGCCUGGAGACGGAGGUGGAGCUCGCUUACUACCAGCACGGGGGCAUCCUCAACUACAUGGUGCGCAACCUGCUCAAGGCGUGACAACCAUCCCCUUGGCAGCGGGAGGUGGUGGCCGCGGUGUGGCGAUGCCGGAGGGCUUGCUAAUAAACAUCCCCAAGUUCAGAGGGCGGGUGGCACAGGCUUUGCACAAUUUGUUUCGUUGUUGCAACAAAUUGGAUAAAUGUAAAUUGAAAAUCUGACAAUGUUCAAGCUGCUCAUUUUCUCUUGAAUGGAAAUGUGAUUAUCACCAAAGCCUUGUUUUGCUCUGCCUUCCUUCAAAUGGCAAACAUACUUGUGCAGUUUUUGUAAUGGGAAAAAAAAAACAUUAAUAAAAUCUGAAACACUGCUUGCAGCUUAUUUUUGCAAAUAAUGUUAAUUUACAUUACACUUUAAAUUUUGUCAUUCUUUGUGCACAAAUUUUAAUUACUGCUGUGUAAAUUAUUAAACCCCCACUGGCAGUGUUAUCCACAGAUACUCUUAAGGACACUCCAGUCAGAGUAUCUGUAAAGAACGUUAACACAGUUAACAACUCUAAAUAACUUUAAUCUUUAAGAAAAUGUUUCCCUAUUACUGUACCUAAAUUAAGAAAUUCUCAACAAUUAAUAAGAUUCAUCUCACAAUACUUAAGCUUUAUGGAGGAUUGUAUUUACCAAUUGCAAUCGAGGCAAAAGCUUUCAAAGAGAAAGACAUUGGCAGAGCCAUCAUGCAAUUAGCAUGCUAUGAAGUGAGAGUUGGGCACCUGAAAUGCAUUAAGGGGUAUAGCCAACCAGGCCCAUGACAUGUUUUAACCUUCGAGGUGUCUGGAGCACUGUACACUACAUUGGUUCUUUUGGGCAGCAGGGUGGCGCAGUGGUAACAAAAGGGCCCUGGGUUGGAUUCCCUUUUUAGGCCUCGUUUCUGUGUGGAGUUUGUGUUCUCUCCCCUGUUCUGUAUGGGUUUCCUCUAUCUAACAAAACACUGUAACUGGUAUUGGCCACGCAACGAUAAAACAUGUAUUGCAAAUUACUCAAUUGGGAUUACCAUAUCACCCACGACUGCAACAAUUUGUCAAAACCUUUGUGAAAGGGAGUCUUGAUGCUCGGUAAGACUUUCCUGGAUAAACAGGCUUAGAUUCUAGUAAUUAAGGGCAUGCUGUCAAUUGCCAUCAAGGCAUCGAAUGCAUAAAACCUAAAGUAAUUUUUACUUUAAAUUUUAAAACUGCAGUUUCACGAUAUCACACCCUUUUAAAAUAAAGGAUUUGAAACCAUAAAGCACCCUCAAGAUGUGGUUAUUAAAGUUUUAAUGUAUGAAUUUACAUUCAGGAAUUAUUGCAAAAACUGAUUUUCUUUUGGCACCACAGACCAUCGAGUUGGUCGCCGAUCGUCGCCACCACCGUCCGCAAUAUUCACAGCAGCUUGGUGCUCGGCAGCGUUGAUGGUUUACAGGCCUGCGACAUGCACGACUUAAGACCUCCCCCCCCCCCCCCCAAGUGCAUGGAAUAAAAACUGUGCACUUCGAAACGUGGCUAACUUCUGGAUAAAGAUUACUGUAAAGGUGAAUUGUUUUGUAAUAGUUGGAGGUGGCAGAUGCCGAUGCGUGUAAACCUGUUGAGCGUUCGGAGUUUAAUCGACUGGGUUCAGAACAUGAAGUCAAAUGAGCCAAAGUGCCAUAUGCAAACGCUGUUUUCUUAUGUGUUCUUUUUUUUAAUCUAGCAGUAAUGAAUAUCCUGUAAUAUAGUACUUCAAAUUUAAAUGAUUAAAAUCCAUAGAGUAUAUAAAAAAUAUAUAAAUAUACCUAAGGCACGCUUCAUAAUUAUGUUCAGAACUGCACUGAAAUCAAGCCUUCAAGGUUCUGAGCCCAGCAGUUUUGUGUCGUUUGCAUAUUUGGCCCAUCUGAACCUUUUCUCGAAGGAAAAGAUGCACAAUAUUCAAUCAAACCAGCAGUCACUGAAGACAACAUUUUAAACAGAAAUUGAGGCUUCUUUGUGAAGCUCCUAUACGACGUGAAACCCUUAGCUCCUGAUGCGUCAUAACAAGGCUGCCACUUCGCUGUACGUUGCAUUACCCACUGUGGCUUCCCUCCUUUUGUUAGAAAGCUCAGACUCCUGUGUUCAGACUUCACCGUUUAUUAUCAUCUUUUAGUGUGAGAUUGAAGUCAGUCGAUGAUAACGCUGUUUUCAAUAAAUGAUACAUUACUGCA